UACACAGAGCCAUGUUGGCUACGACAAGUACAACCACAAUUACCUCGGAUCCGGGCAUCCUCUGUUUUCAUCACUGCAACGUGAAAGUUUUCUGCUUCACUUUGCCGCACACUUGUCCCCAUUGCAAUGCCCCACUGGACGCGGAUGUGGAUGCGAAUGCGGAUGGGGAUACGAAUGCGGAUGCGAAUGCGGAUCCAAAUGCGGAACUAGACAGGGGUGGUCCCCGUCUGCUGCUCCUGCCCUUUCGCUUGCCAUAUCCUUUUGUGCGGGCCACACAGUAUCCAUGCGCCAUUGUCCUGCGUCCCUCCACCGGCGAUUUCCUCAACGAUUACAGCAACGCCACCGAUUUGCAUAUCGCAGUGACCACAUCCGGCGGCGACAUCGUCGAGUUCGAUCGCUUUGGCCUGCGCCGCCAUCGGCGGGAUGAUAAUCCGCCGGAGUGGCGGCAAUCGCUGAUGGUGGGCGAUGUGCCGGAGCCGUGGCACGACUUUUGGGACGAAGUCCUGCAGCAGAUCUGCGCCCAGUCGGUGCGGUGGUCCAUCGCCAGUUAUGCAGAGGAGAGCCACAACUGCUACGCCUUCGUCCUGGCCUUCCUGCAGGCCCUGGGCCACGCCCACCUGAGCGAGGCCGCCCGCAGCAAGACCGCCUUCUGUGAACAGUGCAUUGUUCCAAGGACGACGACGGCGGGAAAGUACAUCUCGUUGUAUCGCAAAAUUCGACGGAGUGGAAUCUACGUCCAUCGCCAGCAGCCCAAAAAUCGCAGUAAGCCAACAGCAUCCGCAACUCCUUCAAGUUCCUAUUCCUCGAAUGUAUGCGAUGGUGUUGGCAGCAGCAGCCAAAAGGUCUCAAAAAAAGGAUAUUCAAGCAGCAUUAUUGCCGGUAUUGCCUCCCGCCCACGGCCCACUCUGUGCACCAUCGAAGAGUAAUUAAAUCGAUGUGGGGAACUCUUGUAUUAACUGUGUUUAUCAUAUUGUAACAUUUUAAGUCCUUAUAGUGAAAUUUAAAAUAAUUGAUCUUAAAUAAAACUG
This is a messenger RNA of Drosophila takahashii, 1028 nucleotides long. RefSeq names its product MKRN2 opposite strand protein. The record is from RefSeq and is a predicted model, not a curated record. Lineage: Eukaryota; Metazoa; Arthropoda; Insecta; Diptera; Drosophilidae.